UUUGUUGGUAGCUUCGUCGUUGAGCAUAAACAAUUUAUUUAUUCAUCUGGYCCUUUAUUACUUGCUUGAAAACAUCUGUUAUCCUCUUAAUAUACAAAGGGACCUGUUUCCUCUGUUUGCAUAGAGAUUUUCUAGUAGAAACCAUCGUUUUUGUGGAGGCACAACUCGUCACGAUGAAAGUUUUCGUUGUACUUUUCGCUUUUGUGGCUMUUGCAAGAACUCAGAAACAAGAGAAAAUGACUUUUGAAACUCCAAAUUUGAGCGAGGAAGAACAACAUUCACAGCAUACACCAAAAUCGUUUGAAAUACAAUGYGAUGCCUGUACGGUUAUUGCUUAUAAGCUCACAAGAGCUCUUGGUAUGGCAGAGGACAAAAGGCCAUCCYUGAAAGGAAAACCAUUACCAGAAUCUGAAGUUAUUGAUAUUAUUGAAGGUGUUUGUGAUUCAAAGUCUUAUGAGGACUAUGGCAUUAAGACCGUCAAGGGAGUAAACAGGAUUUCAGGCGAAGGGCUGGAAGCCAAGGAAUAUCCAGGAAUGAUGCAGGGUGGUGGUAAAUGGCCWGGAAGAUUAUCAUCAAAAUGUGAAGCAAUGGUGGGAGAAAUAGGAGAAGACAAGCUCUAUGAACAGUUUAGAAAGGAUGGCUCUUUGCAUGAGUAUCUAUGCACUAAAUAUACCAAAGAYUGUGUCAAAGACAAGAGCAAGAAAACUCAAAAAAGUAAAAAGAGCAAAUCCAAAAAGAAGAAGCAAGAUGAACUUUAAACCUAGAAAAAAUAUUUUAAACAUUAAAUUAUUUGCAAUACUGAAUGCAUGUUAAGGUAAUGUUUCUAAAAGUACCACAAAAAGAUGCUCCAUCAGGAUUUUUCGUCAUGAAUGUUUGAAUGUUCAUAAAUAUUUUUAGACACAAUGUAAUGCACAUUUAUGACUUUCUUUCCAAUUUAGAAAUGUUUACUUCAUUAAUAAAUUUUCCAAAAACAUACCUACUCUUUCUGUUUUAUGGCACUGAAUUGCACAAAAGAAAAAUUUAGCAUUUCUCAUCAUACUUUCAAGAAUGUUUUGUCAAUGAUUUUAUAAUGCAUUGGUUUGAAAAAUAAAGAUUAUAUUCUAAAAUU
Messenger RNA from Exaiptasia diaphana, 1108 nucleotides. Its product is annotated as marginal zone B- and B1-cell-specific protein. The transcript is spliced from 4 exons. Gene Ontology annotation, biological process: regulation of B cell proliferation. NCBI's taxonomy places the organism in Eukaryota, Metazoa, Cnidaria, Anthozoa, Actiniaria, Aiptasiidae. Gene Ontology annotation, cellular component: extracellular region; endoplasmic reticulum chaperone complex. The coding region runs from base 174 to 758 and encodes 194 amino acids. The record is from RefSeq and is a predicted model, not a curated record.